Molecule: messenger RNA, 1286 nt
Organism: Camelina sativa (false flax)
Lineage: Eukaryota; Viridiplantae; Streptophyta; Magnoliopsida; Brassicales; Brassicaceae
Product: tropinone reductase homolog At2g29360
Molecular function (GO): oxidoreductase activity
Source: RefSeq, a predicted model, not a curated record
AUAUGUAGGAUCCCAGUGGUCAACUCUACCUGAAUCAAUGUUCCUGUAAUUCAUUUUCACCUGUUGAACUGACUACUGAGAUUCAAGGAACCUGUAUGUUCUGAAACAGUGAAACAAGACUAGAUCCCAGACAUUCAGAUCUCCAUGGAAAGAUCUUUUGUUCAUAAUCAGAAAAUGGCUAAAACAGGGGAAAGCUUGAGAGAGAAUCCUAGAUGGAGUCUUGGAGGCAUGACCGCUCUUGUAACAGGUGGCUCCAAAGGCAUCGGAUUUAUAUGGAUCUUUAGAUUGUAUUUCGAUGCUUAAUCUGGACAUCCCUGGAUCGGAUAAGAGAAUAGGUUGAUGAUGUAUAAACCAAAAAUGUAUAUCUGUGCUAUAAAUAGAGAAGCUGUGGUAGAGGAACUAGCUAUGCUGGGAGCAAGAAUCCACACAUGUGCCAGAGACGAAACUCAGCUUCAAGAAAGCUUACGUAAAUGGCAAGCAAAAGGGUUUCAGGUUACCACAUCUGUCUGCGACGUUUCUUCUCGUGAGCAACGAGAGAAACUCAUGGAAACUGUUUCUUCUGUUUUCCAGGGAAAGCUCAACAUCCUCGUAAACAAUGUGGGAGCGUGUAUAGUCAAGCCGACGUUAAAGUACACAGAGGAAGAUUUCUCAGUUACAAUGGCUACGAAUCUCGAGUCAGCUUUUCAUCUCUCACAACUCGCGCACCCUUUGUUGAAAGCCUCUGGUUCAGGGAGCAUCGUACUCAUAUCCUCAGUAUCUGGAGUUGUGCAUGUGAAUGGUGCAUCCAUCUACGGAGUUAGUAAAGGAGCUAUGAAUCAGCUAGGAAGAAACUUAGCAUGCGAGUGGGCAAGUGACAGCAUAAGGGUUAACUCUGUGUGUCCAUGGUUCAUAGCAACUCCUUUAGUUAAUGAUGUUCUCAGUAAUGAUGAGUUCAGAAAUGAAGUGGAGAGUAGGGCACCAAUGGGACGUGUUGGGGAAGCAAAUGAAGUCUCAUCGCUUGUGGCAUUUCUAUGUCUUCCUGCAGCUUCUUAUAUAACAGGUCAAACCAUUUCUGUUGAUGGAGGUUUCACUAUUAAUGGCUUCUCUUACAAGCCUCAAAUCUUAAGGCGGCGUCUAUUGUUUCCGUUUACGUUUAUUAUCAAAUUGUUCUUUUUUUUUUUUGACAGGUUUAUUAUCAAAUGUUUUAUAUAACAUUUUCAGUGUAUUGUGAUCACAAUUUUUGUGUCUUAAUUCUUGACUAAAAUGUUUGUAAAAUUAUCAUAAAUAAACUCACAAUUUAAAGUUUG